AUGUCCGAACCAUCGUCAUCAUAUGCGUACAUCCCACCGCACAACCCGGACGACGACGAAGCGGACGAGAUCGACUCACUACCAUCAUCAUCCGCCGGCUCUAGCACACCGACAUCACCCAGCGAUGAGGGCGAAUCAGACGCGGAGCGCGAAUGGCGUGAAAGUCUACAGCAAUUAGAGCUUAUGCUCACCAUGGUCCUGGUACCCUAUCUCGGCAAAUACUUUGGCAGGAAGUGCGCAUACUGGGGCUGGGCCAAGUAUAUGGAAUGGCAGUUUCCCGUGUCGAUCGAGGUCACCAGCCCGACCGCAUUCAAAGCCGCCGGACUUGUCCAGGCAGCUGCAUCAAUCUGA
Dissoconium aciculare CBS 342.82 is the source of this 351-nucleotide messenger RNA. RefSeq lists its product as uncharacterized. The coding region runs from base 1 to 351 and encodes 116 amino acids. Gene Ontology annotation, biological process: protein insertion into mitochondrial outer membrane; mitochondrial outer membrane translocase complex assembly. The transcript has 2 exons. Lineage: Eukaryota; Fungi; Ascomycota; Dothideomycetes; Mycosphaerellales; Dissoconiaceae. Gene Ontology annotation, cellular component: mitochondrial outer membrane. The record is from RefSeq and is a predicted model, not a curated record.